Messenger RNA from Priapulus caudatus, 1832 nucleotides. RefSeq lists its product as uncharacterized. The transcript is spliced from 2 exons. Gene Ontology annotation, molecular function: protein dimerization activity. The coding region runs from base 13 to 1710 and encodes 565 amino acids. NCBI's taxonomy places the organism in Eukaryota, Metazoa, Priapulida, Priapulimorpha, Priapulimorphida, Priapulidae. The record is from RefSeq and is a predicted model, not a curated record.
GCCAAAGAGGACAUGGCGAAAGCAAAAGUUGAGAAACUGAACAAGCACUGUCUUUUCAUGGGGUGUAAAUCUCUGGAACCCAUGACUGUUGAUGACCGGGUGAAGUACAGUUCAUAUGAUUCAGUGAAUGAUAUGCUAGAUGUCAUGGCCAGUGGAAUAAAAACUGAAAUAUUGUGUGAUGUGACAGGUGCCAAAUUUUAUGCACUGCUAUUUGAUGAAUCAACAGACGUGAGUGUUACUCAGACUUUGAUGAUCUACAUUCGUUAUGUCAGCAAGGGUAGGCUGAUGAGUAGAUUUCUUUCUGUGUCGGCCUUGCAUGGAUGUACUGCAGAAGACAUUCACAAAGCCGUUAAAGAAACCUUGUCAAAUGCUGGACUGCCACCUUCGUCCAUGAUAGCUGUAGGAACGGAUGGAGCCAGCACCAUGACAGGGUCCAAAAGUGGGGUCACCACACGGAUGAAGGAUGAAAAUCCUUUCCUGAUGUCUGAUCACUGUGGGGCUCACAGACUUGCCUUGGCAGCAGGACAAGCCGCUAAAGUUGUUCCAUAUCUUGUGUCCUAUCAAGAAACUGUAAAUGCUCUCUGCAAAUUGUUCAAAUACAGCCCGAAACAAAAAUCUGCACUAAAAGAAAUCCAAGGCUUGGUUAAUGAUGAUCAGCUGACUUAUCAUGAGGUUUUUGAGACUAGAUGGUUAUCAUUCAACAACUGUGUUCAGGCAGUCAGGAGAACAUUAGAUUCUCUGCUUACUUAUCUCUCUUCAUGUGACAAAAACAAUGCUAAAGCAAAGGGUAUUUUGAAGAAGGUAUCCAAGUUCAAGUUCAUUGCAACAACACACCUACUGGCGGAUUCUCUGGUUAUUUUGUCACAGCUCUGUCUUGUUUUACAGAAGAGUAAACUGCUGUACAGUGACAUGGUGAUGCAUGCCAAAGCUACUAUUUCAGCUCUAACAAACCUAAAAGAUCAUCUUGAAAAUGGUGCUCAUUACAAAGAAUUCAAAAGCACACUGCCAGAAAUUCAAAAUCUUCAGUGUCAAACCAGCUUUGAUUUGCAUGGCCAUGCCAUUUCUUACUCGACAAAACAAGCUGAAGAAGCUGAAUCUUGUGCCAAGCAGUUUCUCAAUAAUGCCAUUCAAAACCUUCAAAGCAGGUUCUUGUCAGAACAGAGCAAUAGCAAACUGUUUGCUAUGUUUGAGGUGCUUGUUCCUGGUAAGAUGCCACCAUCAGAAGCUGAUCUUGGCUUGUAUGGCCAAACUGAAAUUGCAUAUUUGGCCAAGAUUUUUGGUGCUGACAAAACCAACAAGCAAGGUGAUCUCUGUCACGCUUUAGUAGAUGCAACAGCCAUGGUGUCAGAGUGGCAGCUGUUUAAGUAUUUCAUGUUCAGUCACACAGGCCAGUCAUUUGCAGACUUCUGGUGCAUGGUCUUAAUGCAGCACCAAUCUUCUUACCCAAACAUCUCUCUGAUGGGCCAGCUGUUUGUGACCCUACCAUCCACAACAGUUGAUGUGGAGAGGGGUUUUAGCAGACAUAAUUUGGUGAAAACAGCACUGAGAAAUAACCUCAAAACAGAAAGUGUUUGUGACAUUCUAACCAUCAAAAUUGAAGGCCCAGAAGAAGAGAUGUUUGACUUUGAAAAGUGCUAUGUUAAGUGGUGUGCCAAAAAAGAUAGGAGAAUUUUCCUGCCAGCAGUAAAGGAAAAAAUUCAGACAAUUUGAAUGUCUUGUUCAUGGUGGUGAAUCGUAGUGUUAGUGUCUCCGUCAUAGACAGGUGGUGUUUGUUUGCAUUAAAUAUGUGUAGUUUUGUACUUCAUGCAUAUAAAAGUUUGUGAAAAAAUAAA